CAAUGUUGAAGUCCAUUGAGGCACCAAAAUGGCUAGGAUCACCAUUUUCUUACUGCUCACGUGCGCUUUUGGAUAUUCGAUAUGCUCGGAAUCUACGUCCGCCGCCUCGGAAAAAUUAGAACCAUCUAAAGAGCACAAGGACAAUAAAGAUGUGGACGUAGCGGAUAGACGAAUUGUUUAUUCGUCAGAUAAUUCUGGACUCCCACAGAGACCACAGCUGAUGAAAAACGUCUUGCCAGUAGAAUGUCAUGUGUGCAGCGAUUGUCCAAAUGUUAACGAAGAAACUCCAUUAAAACUGUGCCCUUACAGUUCAGAUCCAAGAAAAAGAGGGAAAUGUGUGACAUACGCAGAAAAAUAUAAACAUAUGCAAAGAACCUGGUACAUCCGAGGCUGUGCAUCUGAACGAGGCUCCUGUGACGACAUAAGACGGUCUCACGAAAACUUCGGUGAGACGGUCAGCCUGCUCUCUUGCGUAGAGUGUGAGGGAGAUAAAUGUAACCGAAAUGGAGCAUCGACACUUGCAGACUAUACUAUAGCGUUCAUCACGCUUAUAGUAACACCAUUUAUUUCUAAGGCUACUUUAUCCUAAACGAACAACAAGGCUUUGAUUAGAGGCAUAAAAGAUGAUUGCACUAUUAAAAAAACAAUAUCAAUGUAUAUUGACUUACUAAUAAGACCACAGUAUUGGAUAUAAAAAAACUUAUAGAACUUUUAUGUCUCUAAUAAAACAAAUGUAGCCCUACCAGCGACGAAGACAAAGCUUCGAACAAAUGUUAGUAUUGAGUAAUUAUUAUUUAAGAGCCUGCUAAUGUCUCAAUGUUAGUAAAACGAUUUCCUACAA
Messenger RNA from Pieris rapae (cabbage white), 841 nucleotides. RefSeq lists its product as uncharacterized. The transcript is spliced from 3 exons. The record is from RefSeq and is a predicted model, not a curated record. Lineage: Eukaryota; Metazoa; Arthropoda; Insecta; Lepidoptera; Pieridae. The coding region runs from base 29 to 589 and encodes 186 amino acids.